AAGUAACAAGCGCUCUCGCUCUCGCUCUCACUCUCCGGGGUGGGCUCCUGUGGCAGAGCGCCCAGCCUUCACGUAGACAUACCUGUGCGAGAAGCCGGAGGGGAAGAAAGACAGAGACCCGCAGGCCCUGACCUCUGUGCCAGGAAGGCCCAGGUCCUUGCCUGCCUCAGCAAGGCCACAAUGAAUCGAGGAGCCGCUUUUAGACACCUGCUCCUGGUGCUGCAGUUGGUGUUGCUCUCAGCGGUCACUCAGGGAAAAGAAGUGGUGCUGGGGAAGGCAGGGGGCACAGUGGACCUGCCCUGCCAAGCAUCUCAGAAUAAGAUCAUGGCCUUUAACUGGAAACGUUCUUCCGAGAAGAUCAAGAUUCUGGCACUUCACAUGAACUCCUUUGUCAGCUCCUUGGUUACAGGUCCCUCCAAGCUGAAAACUCGCGUUGACUCCAAAAGAAUCCUGUGGGACCGAGGCUCCUUUCCUCUGGUCAUCAAGAAUCUUGAAACAGCAGACUCCGGGCUUUACAUCUGUGAGGUGGAGGAAAUUAAGAAAGAGGUGGAGUUGCUGGUGUUCAGCUUGACUGCCAAGGUGAACACUGGCAGCAGCAGCAACAGCAGCACAAUCCACCUGCUGAAAGGGCAGAGCCUGACCUUGACCUUGGAGAGCCCCUCUGGUAGUAACCCUUCGGUGCAAUGGAAAGGUCCAGGGAACAAAAUCAAGAAUGGGGUCCACAGCUUCUCACUGUCCCAGCUGCAGCAGAGUGGUACCUGGACAUGCACUGUCUCCCAGAGCCAGAAGACGCUAGUGUUCAACAUAGACAUCUUGGUGCUGGCUUUCCAGAAGGUCUCUAACACCAUCUAUACGAAAGAAGGGGAGCAGGUGGAGUUUUCCUUCCCCCUUAACUUCGAAGCUGAAGACCUGAUGGGGGACCUGAGCUGGAAGGCAGAGGGGGCUCCCUCCUCCCUGCUCUGGAUCUCCUUCACCUUGAAUAACAAGAAGCUAUCUGUGAUAGAAGCUAACCACAAUCCCAAACUCCAGAUGAAGGACUCGCUCCCACUCUGCUUUACCCUGCCCAGGGUUUCGUCUGGGUAUGCUGGUUCUGGGAACCUGACCCUGGCCCUUGGCAAUGGGCAGUUGCAGCAGGAAGUAAAACUCGUGGUGAUGAGAGUGACUCAGUCGGAGAACAACUUGAUCUGUGAGGUGCUGGGACCCACCUCCCCCGAGCUGACGCUGAGCUUCAAACUUGAAACGCAGACCUCUGCCAAGGUCUCGAAGCAGCAGAAGAUGGUACGGGUGGAGAACGCUGAGGUGGGAACAUGGCAGUGUCUACUGAGCGACAAGGGCGAAGUCCUGCUGGCAUCCAACGUCGAAGUUUCGCCUCCAAAGCUCACGAGCGCCUGGCCAAAUCUCUUGGCCAUCGUGCUGGGCGGGGUUGCUGGCCUUCUGCUUUUCACUGGGCUCUGCAUCUUCUGCUGUGUUAAGUGCUGGCACCGCAGGCGCCAGGCAGAGCGGAUGUCUCAGAUCAAGAGACUCCUCAGUGAGAAGAAGACCUGCCAGUGCCCCCACCAGUUACGGAAGACGUGUAAUCUCAUUUGAGGCACAGGACCGGGGAGCCUCCCACUCGCAGUGCAGCCUCCCCAGCUGUCUCCCCUCGCGUUUCCUGCGGGGCUCCCGGGCCUGCAGACCAGAUGAAUGUAGCAGACCCCAGCGUUGCCGGCCACCCCCUGCUCUCUCCCCCUGCUCUCUCCGGCCACACUUUGCCAUUGGCCCUCCUCCUGCAGAGGCCUACACCGUUUCCUCCCAUUUCCUUUGCAUCAGGCCCAGCCCUUAUCGAUGAUUUUUUUCCCAGCUCUCUCUCCCAUUGCCCACUGGUCCCAGGGAAUCACAUGGGACCAGCCCUGCCUGGCGUGGAGGGCAAGGCUGGGUGUCUGAAGCAUGAAGCAUAGGACUGUCAUUUUAUUGGGAGGGACCCUGGGACCUGAAGGGGCAGGGACUGGCCCAAGAUCACACAGCCAGUCGAGAGCACAUCCAGAUUAAAAGCCUCCUGACUGCUAGCCUCCACGACUCAUUCUCCUUGCUUCCUCACUCUGUUUUGGCAGGGCACAGACUCACAUCCUGACCUGUGCACAAACAGGCACCCCUGGACACGAGCCCAUGCACACAGCCCACACUUGUGCCCAGACACAAUUCCUUAUCACCCAAGCAGUACAUCUCAGUUGAUGAGCCAGUCUCACGUCCUCUGUCUGUUUAGACCUUAUGAAAAUCUUACAAAGCUAGUACUGACAGGACCAAGAUUAGCAUCUCUAGCUUAUAGACCGGAAUUGGAACUCAGAGAGGUCAGAUGAUUGCUCAAGGUCACACAGCUAGUAUGUACCAGAAUCAGGACUAAGCCCAGGUCUCUUAACCCCCAGUUCCAUGGCUGUUUCCUGAAUGCAGAGACAAACACCAUGCAAAUCUCUGCAGCUGGUUAGUCACUGAUGCCCAGUGCCCACCUUUGGAUUCGUAAGAGCACACCAGCCCACUCAGGGCCUGCCUCAGAGAGUUCAGAAACACGGAAGAGGCCCUCCCUCCCUAAAAUCCCUCUCUCUCACCUGCUGGUGACAGAAUCCUGUUACCAGAGGACAAAAGCUGGCAGUUCUCCUAAUCAGAGCACAGGCUGGGAACACAGGCCCUGUGGGAGAGAGUGCCCGGUGACCUACCACUCACCCUGUUGCAGAACCUUCUGGAAGGUGAGCUUUGCCAGGAGGAGGGGGUGGGGAGCUGGCUGGAGAGAGAACUCUGAGAGGACUUCCUGGGAAGGCUUCAGCCCCCCAGUCCCUCCCCCUGCACUUUUCUCAUCCCUCCCCCAAACCAUUCAGGAAGCAGGAAAAUUGGGGUUACAAGGACUCUUGUCUUUGUGAACCAUCUCUCUCAGGAUCCUCAGCCUCCUCUGCCUUUCCUUCCUUCCCUUUCUCACUGCCUGUGUCAGUCCCUACCCCUUUUCCCUUGUCUUUUCUUUCUAGCUUGCCGCUUCCAGUAAGAACACCAAAUUGUCGCCAAGGCUCCCCACUGCUUGCUUGGAUGCUUGCUUCAUAUUCCUGCCCACUCCCACCCCUGCUUCUCCCCGCU
Molecule: messenger RNA, 3099 nt
Organism: Hyaena hyaena (striped hyena)
Lineage: Eukaryota; Metazoa; Chordata; Mammalia; Carnivora; Hyaenidae
Gene: CD4
Product: CD4 molecule
Exons: 10
Coding region: 181-1587 (468 amino acids)
Biological process (GO): T cell activation; cell adhesion; positive regulation of ERK1 and ERK2 cascade
Cellular component (GO): external side of plasma membrane; membrane raft
Molecular function (GO): MHC class II protein binding; protein tyrosine kinase binding; coreceptor activity
Source: RefSeq, a predicted model, not a curated record